AUGGCCGACAAUUCGACGAACCGGGUAGCCCCCCAGGGUGGUAUCCUUGAGGGCGGUAAUCCGUCGCAUUAUGAUCCCAAAAACCCAAUUGUUAUAUUCAUUAUCCAAGCCUUCAUAAUCAUUGUGCUCUGCCGUCUGAUUCAUUGGCCUCUUUCCAAACUCCGCCAGCCUCGCGUCAUCGCGGAAAUCAUUGCCGGUAUCAUACUUGGGCCGUCCGUGAUGGGUCGUGUACCGGGGUUCACCGAAUCGAUAUUCCCCGACGCUUCGAUUCCAAAUUUGACUCUGUUCGCGAACGUCGGUCUGGUCCUAUUUCUAUUCGUUGUCGGUCUCGAAACCAAUCUGCGAUUUCUUGUCAGUAAUUGGCGGGUGGCUGGCAGCGUCUCUGCUGCUGGCAUGAUCCUGCCGUUUGGGCUGGGUGCUGCUGUUUCUUAUGGCUUAUACCACGAGUUCCGGGACGAUGAUGGCGUGAAGCCGAUAGACUUUGGUACCUAUCUACUUUUCAUCGGUAUCGCCAUGGCUAUUACUGCAUUCCCUGUCCUGUGUCGUAUUUUGACCGAGUUGAAGUUACUUGGAACAAAUGUUGGAGUCAUUGUGCUCUCCGCCGGCGUCGGCAACGACGUUGUUGGCUGGGUAUUACUUGCGCUCUGUGUUGCUCUUGUUAACGCUGGCAGCGGCAUUACGGCACUGUGGGUAUUACUCGUCUGUGUUGGCUACGUCGCAUUCUUGAUUAUAGUCUUCCGCCCACUGUUCUUACGCUUCCUCAGCUACACCGGAAGUUUGCAGAAAGGACCAAGUCAAUCAGUAGUCACAAUUACGAUUUUGAUUGCCCUAGCGUCUUCUUUCUUCACCCAGGUGAUAGGGGUUCAUGCCAUUUUUGGCGGUUUCCUGAUUGGCCUGCUCUGCCCUCACGAGGGAGGUUUCGCUAUCAAGCUGACCGAAAAGAUCGAGGAUCUCGUCGCCGCGCUGUUCCUGCCGUUAUACUUUACGCUUUCCGGUCUUCAAACGAACUUGGGACUUCUCGACACGGGAAUCGUAUGGGGCUAUGUCGUCGCUGUGGUCGCCAUCGCAUUUAUUGCUAAAGUGGCCGGAGGUACACUCGCAUCAAGAGCCUGUGGCCUUCUCUGGCGGGAGUGCUUUGCUGUAGGAGUUCUUAUGAGCUGCAAAGGCCUGGUGGAGCUUAUUGUUUUGAACAUCGGAUUACAAGCGAAUAUCCUGAGCACCCGAACUUUCACCAUUUUUGUGGUCAUGGCACUUAUAACAACUUUUGCGACUACCCCUCUAACCACAUAUAUAUACCCGAAGUGGUACCAAGAUAAGGUCGACCGGUGGCGCCGCGGUGAAAUCGACUGGGAAGGAAACCCCAUUCAACCUGGUGAGCGUAGUGACAGUGUCACUGCUGCCAAGGAGAAGCUAGAGUCUCAUACUGUUCAAAGACUUCUCGUUUAUCUACGGCUUGAUGGUCUUUCUAGUAUCUGUACACUGGCCGCGCUCCUUGGACCAAACCAACCUCCAAGUCCGAAAGUACAUCCAGAGAAAGCUCAGAACGACGCAAGAUCACCCGAGCCAGCAGCUGAAGAGUCUGCUGCUAGCGAAAUACACGAAGAUUCAUCCCUCAAAGUCCAUGGGAUUCGCCUAGUGGAACUCGGGGAUCGAGAAUCUAGUGUAAUGAAGGUGUCAGAAGUUGAAGACUAUUCCUUGUGGGAUCCAGUCAUUAAUACCUUCCGUGCAUUCGGUCAAUGGCAUGACAUUUCUAUUCUGGCUGGAGUUUCGGUGGUUCCUGAGCAUUUAUAUGCAGACACCGUCCUUGGGAUGGCCCACAAAGAUACCACAGACCUCCUUCUCAUCCCAUGGAGCGAGACCGGCGCCUUGAGCGAACACCAAGGAGGCCUCGGCAUGGAUGAGCAAAAUCGCUUUUCCAACGGGCCCUAUACUGAUUUCGUAUCUAACAUUCUAAACCAAAGCUCCUGCAAUGUCGGUGUUCUUAUAGAGCGCAGCACGUACACUAGCAACGCCAAAGGUCGGCCUACUAUCGAACGAACCAUGAGCGCCAGAAGCAUCGGAAGCGCAGUCUGGAGUCGCCCCGCGGCCGCACGCUCUCACCAUAUCGUUCUACCCUUCUUUGGAGGAGAUGAUGACCGCUAUGCUCUCAAAUUCGUUCUCCAAUUAGCACAAAACGACCAGGUCACGGCUACCAUUAUCCACAUAGAUUUACCCGUGGAGGCUCCAAAAAUAACAGCCAACGUCUCUGCCUGGUCCAAGCAGCGCGAGUCGUCCUCAAGUUCCCAGCCCGAUAACUUCGAAGAGGCGACUGAUGCCGUUAUCUUCGCCACGCUCCGCGACUCGCUGCCGGAUGAGCUCUCAUCCCGCGUUAUUUUCAAGACCGUCACACCGGCCAAGGAUGGCUCCAACGCCGGUGUCCAAACCGCCAUUGAAUGUGUCAAAGACGAAAUGGCACAGUCGGCCUCUAAACCCGGGAAUAUCACCGUCGUCGGACGGCGCAACACCCGCGUGGACCAGACGCCGGAAGUUGACGCACCGUCUUCUGAAGAGGUCGGGAUCGAUGCCCGGGGUGCUUUGGGUGCUGUUGCACAGGCAAUGGUGCGCACCGAGAAUAGAACUGUCGGCAAUGUACUUGUUCUUCAGGCGGCUGCCUCCUCACAUGACUAG
Molecule: messenger RNA, 2667 nt
Organism: Aspergillus versicolor CBS 583.65
Lineage: Eukaryota; Fungi; Ascomycota; Eurotiomycetes; Eurotiales; Aspergillaceae
Product: Kha1p
Exons: 4
Coding region: 1-2667 (888 amino acids)
Biological process (GO): proton transmembrane transport
Cellular component (GO): membrane
Molecular function (GO): antiporter activity
Source: RefSeq, a predicted model, not a curated record